Molecule: messenger RNA, 258 nt
Organism: Rodentolepis nana
Lineage: Eukaryota; Metazoa; Platyhelminthes; Cestoda; Cyclophyllidea; Hymenolepididae
Source: the annotation of a GenBank genome assembly
AUGAUCGUUGCACUUCUGAUUUUGGGCUUUCUUGCCGUUGAUUCCUUCUCCCUGAGGGUAGAACAAAAUCCACCUUCUCACCCCCAAGCCGAAGAUGAUUACGAUUUGCACGACGAUCUGAGAUUUAUCCAUGCCCUCAAACGAAGAUCUGGCUAUAUCCUUGUUCCCGAGGAGGAGCUUGCUGCUUUGUUAGCGGAAGAGAGACGUCUGAAACGUUCCAGGUCUCCUAUUUUCCAUGGACUUUUGGGUAAACGUUAA